Molecule: messenger RNA, 1644 nt
Organism: Fomitopsis serialis
Lineage: Eukaryota; Fungi; Basidiomycota; Agaricomycetes; Polyporales; Fomitopsidaceae
Exons: 4
Coding region: 1-1644 (547 amino acids)
Source: RefSeq, a predicted model, not a curated record
AUGUUACUGUUCGUGAGACUGUGCCUCGCAUUUGUCUCCUGCGCCUUGCUCGCCGAUGCACAAGACUCCGUCGGGCAGCCGUCCGCCACAGAGACCGUCUGGGUGACCGACGUGGUCACGUCGUCUAUCCUUGACGCGCCGGCGACAGUGCCCACAGGCUCCGCGGUCCUUGAGGCUGCCGCUUCUGUUACUGCGACCCCGUCGACGGACCCUCUCGUCGUGCCGAUAACCAUCCCAAGCCCGACGACCGUCACAGACAUCGCGACCGACACGCUGACAGCGACGUUGACAGAACCUCCUGUCACCGUGACCGUCCCCGCGGCAUCCGUGACCGUAACGGCUGUGGUAACGAUCUCGCCCAUGCCCCCGCCCGCCGCACUACAGACGGCGUGGAUCGCCCCCGCGCAAAUGACGAACCUCUCCGCCUUCAACAUCACCUACUUCCCCUCGGGGCAGAAGAACGUGCAGAUCCUGCCCGGUGUCCCCGCGGACCCUGGCCUGGCCCCGCUCGCCUUCCUCGCAGACGCCGCAUCCGCCAGCGCCCCUGCGACCUCCGCGGACUCGCCGCAAAGCACGAUCGCGGCCGCGGUGAUGCAGCUGUUCUACCCCCAGGACUCGAUCGAUCCUGGAAACCCGGACACGCCCCAGGGCGGCGCGGACUUCUACGCCACGCCGCUGGACCUGCGCGGCGCGCGGGGCGUGGCCCUCGAGUACAGCGUGUUCUUCCCGGGCGACUUUGACUGGGUCCAGGGCGGGAAGCUCCCGGGCAUCUAUGGCGGCAAGGUAGGCUGCUCUGGCGGCGAUGCCGCCGUGACGUGCUUCAGCACACGGCUCAUGUGGAGGCCAGACGGCGCGGGGGAGCUGUAUCUGUACGCCCCGAAGGACAAGCAGACGAAGGCGCUCUGCUCGACGCCGCCACAGUCCGUCUGCGACGCUGCGUACGGCCUCUCUGUCGGCCGGGGCUCCUUCUACUUCGCUGCUGGCAACUGGACUCGGGUAAGGCAGACGGUGACAUUGAACACGCCCGGUGCGCAGGACGGCGGAUUCCUUCUGGAGGUGAAUGGCCAACCUGUCAUCGAUCGUUCGGAUGUCUUCUAUCGGGACGCUGUUGCACCUUCCAAGGGUGACGGCAGUGCGAACGAUAGUGGCGCCGAUGGCUCUUCUGGGUCCAGCUCUGGUGGUCUCUUGGGGGGUCUACUUGGAGGGCCUCUGCGUAUCGCUCUGUGGCCUGACAGCAACUUCCUGAUGUCGCGCGAUGACACGGACGACGCGGUGCCGGCGUCGCCUGCACCAGGAGGCACGAUGCGCACAGCUGACCCUACCAUACCUGUGGAGCUAGUCACGACCUUGCUGCCGAACACAACGACGGUGCAGAGUACGUCGACCACUACAAGGCUCAGUACCACGGAUCCUGGUCCCUUGCUGCAGUUCGUCACGGCGUUCGAGACGAGCACGGCUGUUGCGUAUCCCACCGCGUUACCCGGGAAGAGCUUGUUCGGGAUCAAGGAGGUGCAACAGGCGGAGCCCGUCGGCUUCACGGGUCUGUUCUUCAGCACUUUCUUCGGGGGCCAUGAGCAGGAGUAUGCUAGUCCGAGGGAUCAGUAUGCGUGGUUUAGCAACUUCUCAAUGACUAUCGUCGCUUGA